CCAAUGUUACCAGAUGUAACAACAUUUCUAGCGGGCAGUGACGAAGUUUCUCGCUUUAGUUGCGUUUAGCGAUGAAUGGCGUUUCGAAAUCGAGGCUUCGUUCUGAACAGUCAGAACCCGCCCGACCUGAAGAGUCAAAUCAAACAGCGAUGGAAGCAGAGAUCAAUGAAGAAAUGUCGUUCCUGAAGGAGCCUUGCCUGUCCUCUGGAACCAGUCUGUACGACCACCUGUUCGAGGUGGUGCACUUCGCGCUGGCCAACAGGGCCAGCAGCGCGAUGAUCGCCUUCGAGGAGACCAGUCGGAUGCUGCAGGAGAGACGCCACUUCUGCUCCAACGCCAGGACCCGCUCAGCGAACAAUGCCAACAGCGACACCUUUCAUUUCGCUCUGAAAGUGUGCCAGUCGCUGAAGCAUAAUGACGAAGGUGUGCGCUCGCUGGACAUGUCGGAGGAGGACGCGUGCGGCGACGGCGGCGACAUCCUGGACGUGCUGCAGGUGACGGCGCGGUGCGGCGUCGCCGUGCCCCAGGACGAGGCCUUCGCCGUGGCCCUGGCCAUCAAGGACCUGGCCAGCAACAGAGCCCUCACACGCAUCAGGUUCUGGGGCAAGGUGCUGGCCCGGCGGCGGGACUACGUGCUGGCCGAGGCCGAGCUGACGGACGACGAGCUGGACCGGCGCGUGGACAUCCGCGGCCCCGCCGAGCAGGCCGAGCUGGAGGACCCGCUGAACCGCAAGCACGAGGCCGCGUCGCGUCGCGUCGCGUCGCCCCGAACAUGA
Thrips palmi is the source of this 776-nucleotide messenger RNA. Its product is annotated as radial spoke head protein 4 homolog A-like. Lineage: Eukaryota; Metazoa; Arthropoda; Insecta; Thysanoptera; Thripidae. Gene Ontology annotation, cellular component: axoneme; radial spoke. Bases 72 to 776 code for a protein of 234 amino acids. Gene Ontology annotation, biological process: cilium assembly; axoneme assembly; cilium movement involved in cell motility. The transcript has 5 exons. The record is from RefSeq and is a predicted model, not a curated record.